Cuscuta campestris is the source of this 2669-nucleotide messenger RNA. Lineage: Eukaryota; Viridiplantae; Streptophyta; Magnoliopsida; Solanales; Convolvulaceae. The record is from the annotation of a GenBank genome assembly.
UCAUAGUUGACACCAUUAGUAUUUUUCUUAGAAAAUUUAAUGGUCAAACGAAGCUAUGGAAAGACUCAUCUUUCUUAUUUUGUUUUCCAUUCCUAUGGUGUGUUGUGUUGAGGUUUAAUACUCUAUGUAAUCCAUAGCCUUGUUUGGGUGGUCCGUUGGACUUGAUGGAUAUACAAAUUGAUUUAUGAGGGUGAGUAUUUUUAUAUACUCUUAAUGUUUUCAUAGCCAGUUUGGUGGUCUACGCUGAGGUAGACUUGAUGAAAUCACCUACGUAAGUGUGAAGGUGUGGCGACCUUCUAUGAAAAACUAUGGGCUGUUUUUCUAGAGCACUUAUGAGCAUCCCGAGGUUUGUUGCCAAUCUUGAGUGUCGUUUAUCGCGGAACUCGUACAUGAAGAAAGGUGAGAUAUGUGUAUUCGGGUUAUCUCUUGACAUCAAGAGAGUUCAAGAAAUUUAUUUUUCUCUCUAGAUUAUGGAGUGACCUCAUUUCACUAUGUGUUGGUUCAAAUAUAACAUAUACUAACACUUAAGUAUCAAACCUUAUUUUGCUCAGCAUUGAAAGUUUUUUUUAAAAAAAAAAUUUGUCAUCCUUGCAUUAGUGGGGGAUUGUUGUAUAAUGCAAGGUACAGGAGGUUUCUUUUGUUUGACUAUUUCUUUUCCCAAUUUAAUCUUAAUUGUUUAUUUUUACUUAGUCAGAGAAGUGUUUAUCCUUUUAAUUUUCAAAUUGGUGGAGUGAGUGGAUCAAUUCUAAUUGACUCCUACUUUUAAGGCCUCACCGUACACUUCCUUUUCUUCACCACAAAUCCCUCAACUUCUUCAAACAUCUCUAUCUCUCUUGGCCUAUUUAUUUGAGUGGUCUGGCAGAGGUGAAUUAUAAGAAGAUAUCACUCCAAACCUUCUGCAAAUUCUCUAAAAAAUCUCUGCAAAUUCUUCUUUCCUUUGUUGAGCAAAAUCUGUGCAGUUCCUUCCGGCUUCUGUGGGUGCGCACAAAGGCCGGCUUCCGUGUUAUCCUUGGGGGACGACGCCUUUGAUCAACCGCACCGGUGAAGGCGAAAUCGUUUCUAAGGCAGUGGUAUUAAUCCACGGCACGGCGCUUCACUCUCUUUGUUUUUGUUUAAAUUCCAGGCGCAAGAAGAAAUCCUUAGCAGAAGCACAAGAGGAGACCGGCAGUACCGAACCAACAAUUACCAUGUCUUUUCAUUAUUCCACUUCUAAAACAUACUGUGGUUGGUUCUGUAAUUGGUUUUGGUGGAAUAUUUUUGAAGCAUUUCUUUAGUGUGUCCAUGGUUUGCUAUUUCAAGAGGGGUCUGGAUAUUGUUGUUUGAUGUGCAAUCAUCUUGACCCCAUAGUUUAGGUUGUCAUUUGAACUUGCUGACAGAAUUCCAGUCGCUAUCUUUACGUCGUUGUCAUGAGGUUCGGGCUGGGUCUGGUAGGUCGAGCUGAGCUGGGAGGGCCGAGCGGAGCUCGUGAGCCAAGCCGGGCGGGCCGAGCAGAGCUCAGUUCCUUCCGUCGGCAAUCCAAUCCCUUCGCCUCGCCCAAGGUUAUCGCCGACGCGGAGAAGCUGUGUGCGGGAGGCCUUUACGAGCCCAGGUCCUUAGUGAAUAACGUGGCGCUUGCUGAGCUCGGGUUCAUCUUCUCGGAACAAGACGAGCCCAAGCGCCGAGUCGUCCAACAGCACCUCGGGGAGGGCCCCUCAGGCGAAAUCAUGAUUUCCACGGCCGAUCGGAAGAAGCUCUUCAAGACCAAGCCAAGCAAGGGAUCCACCCAGGCUCGGCCUCCGACGCUGAUUGCUGCUCCAUCCGCUGAGUGUGUUCCGCUCACCAAGAAGCGCAAGGGCGCGAGUUCUUCGAGGGACGCUGCCUCGGCGAGUGCGACGAAGUCCCAAUCUCCGCACCUGGCAGACUUCGAGAAUCCGGCAUUUGUUAACGUGGCGUUUCCCCCCAAUCCUUUGUUCUUGCAUGGGGACUACGAACCUUGCCAGUUCUUGCAGGGCUUCGUCCCUCAUCCCGACCGAAAAGAGAUCAGGGCAACUGGCUCGGUUGACCUAACGUCUGCUCUCCUGCGGGAGCUAGGCUCGGCGGCCAUGCACGUCCCGGAACUUGCGGACCGCUUGGGUUGGUAUGAGGCCGACGGGAUCAAGGGUGAAGAAGAGACCUUAAGGCUGCAGAGGCGCGUGGCCAAACUCGAGGGGGAGGCUCGGGCGUCGGAGCAUGCUCACAUCACCGCCGAGGCGAAGGCGCGCCGCCUCGAGGAGGAAAGCGAGCAUGUGAUCCAGGCUUUCCAGGCCUCCCCUGCCUUUGAGGAGGCGGCUUUCUCCCGGAUGGAUGAUCUCUUGAAGUCUUGGGCUCAAACCCCCGCCGGCAAGCAGCUUCUGCUCGAAGAGGGGAAGGCCAACUACGCUCUAGGUCUGUUCCGGGCUCAAGAGGUCUCGCUGGAGCGAUUCAUAGAGGGCAAGGAUCUCCCUGAGCCGUGCGAAGACCCUGAGGCGUUCGAUUCCUCCUUAUUUUACUCCGACAUUGAGGAUGCCGCUGAAGACUGAGCGUGUCUGCGCCCCUUACCGACCAUGUUUCCUUCUCCUUUUUUCAAUGUAACGUUUUCGCAUUGAACGAUGUAUUGUACUAUGCAACUAUUAAUUUGACUUCUCAUGGUUUGCAAUGCCUUUGUCAUUUUU